AAAAAAAUGAUAUUCUUCGUUUUGUUCACUCUUCACUUGGACGAAACCUUCGGAUGGGGAUUCAGGAAUGGAAUACUGCACAACUCCAUCUGGUUAGAACAAGCAGCUGGAGUUUAUCACCGAGAAUCACGGAGCGGAAAAUACCAACUGACCUACAGAGAGGCCAGAGCUGUGUGUGAAUAUGAAGGCGGACAGCUUGCUACGUUUGACCAACUGGAAGAAGCCAGAAAAAUAGGGUUCCAUGUAUGUGCUGCUGGAUGGCUCCACAAAGGAAGAGUUGGUUAUCCAAUAGUAAAACCUACUUUUAAUUGUGGAUUUGGAAAGAUAGGCAUUAUAGAUUAU
Molecule: messenger RNA, 342 nt
Organism: Staurois parvus
Lineage: Eukaryota; Metazoa; Chordata; Amphibia; Anura; Ranidae
Source: the annotation of a GenBank genome assembly